CGAAGACCAACCAACCACAGGGGGAGGGGCGGGGCCUGACCGGGAUGUUUAUAUAAGCUUCUUCUAAUCAGAACUCAGGACCUAAGUCUUCAGGGUGGGAGACGGAAUUAACACGUGACUGAUUUAGCAGAACUGCACAGAUUCCUCCGCCCCACCAUGCUCCGGGCCGGCCCUGCCCUGGGCCUCCUCCUCCUCUGCCACCAGGCCCUCCUGGCCCGGCCGGACUCCAGCUUCGUGGCUGCCGUCUAUGAAUAUCCGUCCAUCCUGAUCGCCGACCCGGAGGCCCUCACGGACCGGAGCUCCGCCCUGGAGCUGAUGAAUCGGAAUCUGGAUCACUACGAAGAACAGGUCAUGGCUGCCGCCAAGCAGGGCGUGCAGAUCAUUGUAUUUCCAGAAGAUGGGAUUCAUGGAUUCAACUUCACCAGACGUUCCAUUUACCCGUUUCUGGACUUUCUUCCGGCUGUCCAGUCUGGGAAAUGGAACCCGUGCCUGGAACCACAGUUCAGUGACACAGAGGUCCUGCAGCGCCUGAGCUGCCUGGCCGGCAGGGGCCGGCUGUUCCUGGUGGCUAACCUGGGAACCAAGCAGCCCUGCAACGGCACUGACCCGGGAUGCCCGCCGGAUGGGCGGUACCAGUUCAACACGAACGUCGUCUUCGACGAUAAGGGCACCCUUGUCGCCAGCUAUCGCAAGCAGAACCUCUAUUUUGAAUACUCCUUCGACACCCCUUCGGUCGUGGACCACAGCAUCUUCGAGACACCUUUUGCUGGCAAGAUUGGCACCUUUACUUGCUUCGACAUGUUGUUCUUUGAACCCGCCGUGCGGCUCGUGACAGACUUGGGGGUGAAACAUAUUGUGUUUCCGGCGGCGUGGAUGGACCAGCUCCCCCUGCUGGCCGGAAUAGAAAUUCAACAAGCAUUCGCGGUGGCUUUCAAUGUCAACGUUCUGGCCGCCAACCUCCACCACCCGCUUCUGCGCAUGUCGAGCAGCGGCAUCCACACGCCUCACGGGUCCUUCUGGUACCACAACACAGAGAGCCUCAAAGGCAAACUGAUAGUAGCCAAUAUAUCGGCUGACCCCGGGGCCGGAGGCCCGCAGUGGAACAGCCCCCUCGGGGAGUCCCACGGAAGGUUCUCGUGGGAUGAUGGGACCUGUGAGGGCGAUGCAGACACUCCGUGCGGUGACCCACUGGAAGGAGCCCUGGAGACGCCGGCCACGUUUCACGGCGAGAUGAUGUACGACAAUUUCACGUUCAUGCCUCUCCGGGAGAACCGAGGCCGCCUCCGUGUCUGUGCCAACGCCCUGUGCUGUGAGCUGGAUUACCGGAGGCGCGGCUUGUCUGACGAGCUCUACGCGCUCGGGGUCCUCGACGGCCUUCACACGGUCCACGGCACUUACUACCUGCAAGUGUGCGCCCUGGUCAAGUGCGGCGGCCCUCGUUGGGAGACCUGCGGCCACGAGACGCCCAGGGCCACCGAGAAGUUCGACUUCCACAUCCGGGGGAAUUUCAGCACUGCCUUCGUGUUUCCCAUGUUACUGACCUCUGGGAUGACGCUGCAGCCCCCAGGCCAGCGGGGCUGGGAAGGCGGCCAUUACUUCAUGAGGAAAAGCCAGCUGUCUUCGGGCUUAGUGACAGCCGCUUUGUACGGACGCUGGUACGAGAGGGAUUAAUGGAAAGAGGCGCUCAGUCUGGGCUCGGGGCACACUCACUGGCAAAUACACGGCUGGGAUUCAAGUGGAAACCGGAAAUGAGGGCGAGCUGCAGGGCACGGGGUGAGAAGCUGGCCGGCGGGGCUCGGCAUUCGGGGACCAAACUCCGUCUUGUCGGAGAAGUUUAUUUUAUUGUGGGAAUUGGGAGAGAACUCGAUGGCACGGUGUGGGAAGCUAGACUGCCCCAGCCCGAGGCGUCCGUUCUUGUUUCCAUGCUCCUUGAUUGCUUCCUGAGGAGUGGGAGACCUUUUCCUGAAGGCUGAGACCAACAGCCCGUCCCAGCCCAACUUGGAAAGUGCCUCCUCUUCCAUGCAACUAGAAAUCAGAUUAUCGGAUGCUGAAAUCUUUCCUUUUAACUAAUUGAUCUUAUUGGAUUGUUUUUAAUGGAUACAAAGUCUGGCUGUCUCUUCUGGGGGGGGGGGAGGGUCCAGCCCUGGAAUGAGGAAGGGGCCUUCUCCCGAUUUGUUGGGCCCUUGGCCCGGAUUGUUGAAUAAAUCAAUAUGCUCAGAA
Messenger RNA from Monodelphis domestica (gray short-tailed opossum), 2220 nucleotides. RefSeq names its product biotinidase (gene BTD). Gene Ontology annotation, biological process: biotin metabolic process. Lineage: Eukaryota; Metazoa; Chordata; Mammalia; Didelphimorphia; Didelphidae. The record is from RefSeq and is a predicted model, not a curated record. Gene Ontology annotation, molecular function: hydrolase activity, acting on carbon-nitrogen (but not peptide) bonds, in linear amides.